Molecule: messenger RNA, 406 nt
Organism: Oncorhynchus nerka (sockeye salmon)
Lineage: Eukaryota; Metazoa; Chordata; Actinopteri; Salmoniformes; Salmonidae
Product: soluble guanylate cyclase gcy-31-like
Exons: 1
Coding region: 56-373 (105 amino acids)
Biological process (GO): cGMP biosynthetic process; nitric oxide-cGMP-mediated signaling; response to oxygen levels
Cellular component (GO): guanylate cyclase complex, soluble
Molecular function (GO): guanylate cyclase activity
Source: RefSeq, a predicted model, not a curated record
UCUGGCCCCAUUGUCAAGAUCUUUACAACCUUAAGAUCCUCACAGCUGCGUCGCCAUGAUUACCUUCGAUGUCGCUUUGCUGCAGAUCUACAAGAUGAACUUUGACAACGCUGCCUUCAAGCACCGCAUGCCCCAGCAGAAGACGGCCCCGGGGUACGAGAAGCUACCCAUGAAGAGGGGCAUCUUUUUCGACAUGUUUCCCUUUAGCGUGAUCUUCCGCCGGGACAUGACCAUGUACCGCAUCGGGGACGGUCUAAAGGAGGUCUUCUCCGACCUGCAGGGCAAGAAGGUCAACGAAGAGUUCACCCUGGUGCGGCCCAUGCUGGAGUUCAGCUGGGACAACGUGAGUACAGGAGAGAAGAGAGAGGGGUGAGGGUUCUGUUACAUUUGGUAUGGUUUUUCCACU